This is a messenger RNA of Octodon degus (degu), 21049 nucleotides long. It is a transcript of the gene Obscn, whose product is annotated as obscurin, cytoskeletal calmodulin and titin-interacting RhoGEF. Gene Ontology annotation, molecular function: guanyl-nucleotide exchange factor activity; ATP binding; protein binding. The record is from RefSeq and is a predicted model, not a curated record. The transcript has 95 exons. NCBI's taxonomy places the organism in Eukaryota, Metazoa, Chordata, Mammalia, Rodentia, Octodontidae. The coding region runs from base 149 to 20950 and encodes 6933 amino acids. Gene Ontology annotation, biological process: protein phosphorylation.
UCGUCCCUGCGCAGUCUGAGGACCGACCAGAGCGUGGGCUGCUGGGUGGGAACCGUGUUGCUCCUGGGCCCAAGAAGGCAAGCAGCCCCAGCAGCCCCUACCACCUAGGUCCCCGCCAAGUCCCUGUGGAGAAGGUGAGGUCCCCGCCAUGGACCCCGCCUCCUUCAGCGGCGCGCCCCGCUUCCUCGCGCGGCCCAAGGCUUUCGUGGUGUCCGUGGGCAAGGACGCCACGCUGAGCUGCCAGAUUGUGGGUAACCCCUCGCCGCACGUGAGCUGGGAGAAGGACCAUCAGCCCGUGGAGGCAGGCGCGCGCUUCCGCCUGGCGCAGGACGGCGACGUGUACCGGCUCACCAUCCUGGACCUGGCGCUCGGGGAUGGCGGGCAGUACGUGUGCCGGGCGCGCAACGCCGUGGGGGAGGCCUUCGCGGCCGUGGGGCUGCAGGUGGAUGCGGGGACGGCGUGCGCUGAGCAGGCGCCACACUUCCUGUUGCGGCCCUCGUCCAUCCGCGUCCGCGAGGGCGCCGACGCCGCCUUCCACUGCCGCGUGCGCGGGUCCCCGCCACCCGCCGUGAGUUGGGCCAAGAAUGGCCGGCGCCUGGGCGCGCCCGACGGCCCGCGCGUGAGCGUGGAGGAACGGGGCGAUGAGAGCGCGCUGCGCAUCCGGGCGGUGCGGCCGCGCGACGAAGGCACCUAUGAGGUGCGCGCAGAGAACGCGCUGGGUGCUGCGCGCGCUGCUGCCGAGCUUGUAGUGGACAUGGACGCUGGGGCCGCCGGGCCGCCGGGGGGGUCCACGGCCGCGUUGCUAGCACAUUUGCAGCGCCGUCGCGAGGCCAUGCGCUCUGAGGGCGCCCCCGCUUCGCCGCCUGGCGUGGGCACACGCACCUGCACGGUGACCGAAGGCAAGCACGCGCGCCUCAGCUGCUUCGUGACGGGUGAGCCCAAGCCCGACAUCGUGUGGAAGAAGGAUGGACAGCCCGUGGCUGAGGGCCGGAGACACGUGGCAUACGAGGAUGAGCAGGAGAACUUUGUGUUGAAGAUCCUGUUCUGCAAGCAGUCGGAUCGCGGGCUGUACACGUGCACGGCGUCCAACCUUGUGGGCCAGACCUACAGCUCCGUGCAGGUUGUUGUGCGAGAGCCAGCCGUGCCUUUCCCGCGGCGGCUGCGCGACCUGGAGGUGCGCGAGAGGGACUCGGCCACGUUCGAGUGCGAGGUGCCGCUGCCCAGCACGCAGGCCGCGUGGUUCAAAGAGGAGACGCGGCUGUGGGCAAGCGCCAAGUACGAUAUCGAGGAGUCCGGCUCCGAGCGCAGGUUGACUGUGCGCAACGUCACGGCGGACGACGACGCCGUGUACAUCUGCGAGACAGAGGAGGGGAGCCGCACAGUGGCUGAGCUCGCAGUGCAAGGGAACCUGACUCGGAAGCUGCCCCGGAAAAUAGCUGUGCGUGUGGGGGACACAGCUGUCUUCUGCGUGGAGCUAGCUGUCCCGGAGGGCCCUGUGUGCUGGCUGAGGAACCAGGAGGAGGUGGUGCCUGGUGGCCGCGUGGCCAUCAGUGCAGAGGGCUUAUGCCACACAUUGACCAUCUUCCAGUGCACCCCGGAGGACAUGGGCGAGGUGGCCUUUGUGGCUGGUGGCUCCCGCACAUCCACCCAGUUCUGUGUUUCGGUCCCCAGGAGGCCACCCGUAUGUCCCCCCAUGGACCCUGUGGUGAAAGCCAGGACAGAGAGCUCCGUGACCCUCAGCUGGUCUCCUCCGUCCUAUGGGGACUACCCUGUCACCAUUGAUGGCUACCUUGUGGAGAGAAGGCGGCUGGGCACCUACACCUGGAGUCGGUGCCACGAGGCUGAGUGGGUGGCCACGCCUGAGCUCACAGUCACAGGGGUGGUGGAGGAGGGCGAUUUCCAGUUCCGGGUAUCAGCAGUCAACAGCUUCGGCCAGGGUCCCUGCCUGGAGUUCCCAGGAACUGUGCGCCUGGCCCCCCAGUUGGCCAUGAGAACACCCCUGCAGGCAGUGGAGGCAGAGGAGGGUGGUGAGGUCACCUUCUCUGUGGACCUCACGGUGGCCUCCGAUGGCCAGUGGUUCCUGGAUGGGGAGGCCCUGAAGGCCGGCAGCAUGUUCCUGAUCAGUCGAGACCGCACCCGGCAUGUGCUCACUAUCCACGGGGUGCCUGCAAGCCUGCAUGGUGCACUGCUCAAGUUUGUAGCCGAUGGCAUCGAGAACAGCAUCCAGGUGGCUGUCCGAGAGCCCAAGGCAGUGUUUGCCAAGGAGCAGCCAGUGCACAGUGAGGUGCAGGCAACGGCGGGGGCCAGUGCCACGCUGAGCUGCGAGGUGACCCAGGCCAAGACGAAGGUGAUGUGGUUCAAGGACGGGAAGAAGCUGGGCACGAGCUUGAGGGUGCGCAUGGAGGCUGCUGGCUGCAGGAGGCAGCUGGUGGUGCAGCAGGCGGGCAAGGCGGAUGCUGGGGAGUACAGCUGUGAGGCUGAGGGCCGGAGGAUUACCUUCCACCUGGAUGUCACAGAGCCGGAGCACCAAGUCCCUGAGAAGCCAGGUCGCAGGGAGCUGCUGGUAGUCAAGGAACAUGAAGACAUUGUCUUGAGUGCCACAUUGGCCACACCCUCGGCGGCUGCGGUGGCCUGGCUGAAGGAUGGUGUGGAGAUUCGCCGCAGCAAGCGCCAUGAGAGUUGCAGUGUGGGUGACACCCACACCCUGACUGUGCACAGUGCACAAGUGCUGGACAGUGCAGUGUACACUUGCUGUGCGGCAGAGAGGCGCCAGGACUUCCCUGUGCAGGUGGAAGAAGUGGCUGCCCGGUUCUCCAAGCCGCUGGCGCCCCUCACAGCGGAACUGGGUGGCACGGUGACGCUGUCCUGCGAGCUGACUCCAGCGCAGGCGGAGGUGGUGUGGCGCCAUGGGGACAUGCAGCUGCGACCAGGCAAGAGGAUCCGGAUGACAGUGGAGGGAGAAGUGCGCUCACUGACCUUGUCAGGGUUGCGCGAAGAGGACACUGGAGAGUACACCUGCGCAAGCCGCGACGGGCACACAAGUGCUUACCUGGAUGUCCAAGCGCCUCGCGUAGUGAAGUUUACGUCGGCGCUGAACAUGGUGGUGGCUGAAGAGGGUGGCGAGGCCACCUUCGAGUGCGCAGUAUCGCCUGAGGAUGCAGAGGUCGCCUGGUUCCGGGAGGGCGUUCCGCUGCACUCUUGUGGGAAGUUCAUGGUGUCGCAAAGCGGCGCGUGCCGCUUCCUGACCGUGAAGCGCGUGGCCCUGGAAGACGCUGGCGAGAUCACUGCCUGCGCUGAGGGCGCCUCCUGCUGUGCGGCUCUGCGAGUUCGAGAGGCGCCGGUGCUGUUCCUGCGGAGGCUGGAGCCGCAGUCCGUGGAGGAAGGGAGCACCGUGACCAUGGAGGUGGAGCUGUCUCGGCCCUGGCCCCAGGUUCAAUGGACGCGAAAUGCCGCUGUCUUGGAACCGCGCGACAAUGUGGAGAUCCACGCCCAGGGUGUGCACCACCGCCUGGUGCUGUGCCGCGUGGGCUUCGCAGACCGUGGCUUCUAUGGCUGUGAGACACCAGAUGACAAGACACAAGCCAAGCUCACUGUGGAGAUGUGCCAGGUUGCCUUGGUUCGGGGCCUGCAGGCAGUGGAGGCCAAGGAACAGGGCACAGCCACCAUGGAGGUGCACCUGUCUCAUGCCAAUGUGGAGGGUGUUUGGACGCGGGACGGUGUUCGGCUGCAGCCAGGACCCACAUGUCACCUGGCUGUGAAUGGCCCGGUCCACAGCCUCACUCUCUCAGGGUUGCAGCCCCAGGACAGUGGGCUGGUGGCCUUCCGAGCGGAAGGUGUACAUACCUCAGCAAGGCUGGUGGUUAUUGAGCUACCUGUGACAUUCACCCGCCUGCUUCAGGAUGUGGUGGUGACCCAGAAGGAGAAGACAACACUGGAGUGUGAGCUGUCACGUCCCAACGUCACUGUGCGCUGGCUGAAGGAUGGCGUGGAGCUGCGGGCAGGCAAGGCCAUGGGCAUGACUGCCCAGGGCACCUGCAGGCGACUUGUUAUCUACUGCUGUGAGCUGGGGGACCAGGGCGUGUACAUGUGUGAUGCUGGUGGUGCUCAGAGCUCUGCCUCUGUCAGGGUACAAGGCCGAAAUGUCCAGAUUGUGAGGGCCCUGGAGGAUGUGGAGGUGACAGAGAAGGAGGGUGCCACAUUCUCCUGUGAGGUGUCCCACUGCGAAGUACCUGGCCAGUGGUUCUGGAAGGGCAGUAAGCUACGGCCAACUGACAACGUGCGCAUCCGCCAGGAAGGAAAGACAUAUACCCUCCUGUUCCGGAGGGUCUUGGUGGAAGAUGAAGGGGAGAUCAGAUUUGUAGCUGAAAAUGCAGAAUCUCGAGCCCAGCUCCGAGUGAAAGAACUGCCGGUGACCUUGCUGCGCCCACUGCGGGACAAGAUUGCCAUGGAGAAGCACCGUGGGGUGCUCGAGUGCCAGGUGUCCCGGGCCAGUGCCCAGGUGCGGUGGUUCAAGGGCGGCACUGAGCUGCAGCCAGGCCUCAAGUACGAGAUGGUCAGCGAUGGCCUUUACCGCAAGCUGGUCAUCCACAAUGUGCAGCCUGAGGAUGAGGACAUCUACAUCUGUGACGCUGGUGAUGUCAGGACCAGCGCCCAGUUCUUUGUGGAAGAGCAGUCUAUCACCAUCGUGCGGGGCCUGCAGGAUGUGACAGUGAUGGAGCCUGCGCCUGCUUGGUUUGAGUGUGAGACCUCCAUCCCCUCUGUGCGGCCACCCAAGUGGCUGCUGGGCAAGACGGUGCUGCAGGCAGGAGCGAAUGUGGGCCUGGAGCAGGAGGGCACGGUGCAUCGACUGGCGCUGCGGCACACCUGCUCCACCAUGACCGGGCCCGUGCACUUUACCAUUGGUAAGGCACGCUCCUCUGCUCAUCUAGUGGUCUCAGACAUCCCUGUCACACUGGUGCGGCCACUGGAGCCCAAGGCAGGCUGCGAGCAGCAGUCAGUGGUGCUGUCCUGUGACUUCCGACCAGCCCCCAAAGCUGUGCAGUGGUACAAGGACGCCACACCACUUGUCCCAUCUGAGAAGUUCAAGAUGGUGCUGGAAGGCCAGAUGGCUGAGUUACGCAUCCUGAGGCUUAGCCCUGCUGAUGCUGGUGUCUACAGGUGCCAGGCGGGAAGUGCAGAGACAAGCACCGAGGUCACCGUGCAAGCCCGGGAGGUGAAGGUGACACAGCCGCUGCAGGAUGCUGAGGUCACCGAGGAGGGCCAGGCCUGCUUCUGUUGUGAGCUGUCCCAUGAGGAUGAGGAGGUUGAGUGGUCACUCAAUGGGAUGCCACUGUACAAGGGCAGCUUUCAUGAGAUCACUCAUGAGGGCCAGCGCCACACACUGGUACUCAAAAGUGUCCGACUAGCAGAUGCCGGUGUGGUUUGUGCCAGCUCCCCAAAGGUGUCAGCCACGGCCCAGCUGGUGGUCCGAGCAAAGCCAGUUGUGUUCUUGAAGGCCCUGGAUGACAUGACAGUGGAGGAGCACGGCAUGUUGUCGCUGCAGUGUGAAGUGUCUGACCCCAAGGCCCACGUGGUGUGGUGCAAGGAUGGUGUGGAGCUGGGGCCCGGUGACAAGUAUGAUUUCAUGCACACAGCGGGCACUCAUGGCCUGGUGGUACAUGACCUAAGCCGUGAGGAUGCCGGCCUGUACACCUGCCGUGUGGGCAGCGAGGAGACACAGGCCCGGGUCAGCGUGCACGAUCUGCACGUGGGAAUCACCAAGAGGCUGAAGACAGUAGAGGUGCUGGAAGGGGAGACCUACAGCUUUGAGUGUGUGUUGUCCCAUGAAAACAUGGGUGACCCUGCCAUAUGGACAGUUGGUGGGAAGACGGUGGGCAGCUCUGGCCGCUUCAGGGCUAGAUGCCAGGGCCGAAAGUACACGCUGACAGUGCAGGAUGCUGCACUGGAUGACGCCGGAGAGGUGAUCUUCUCUGUGCGGGGCCUUACCUCCAAGGCCUCACUGCUUGUCAGAGAGAGGCCAGUGUCUAUUGUGAAGCUCCUGGAGGACCAGCAGGCUAUGAUAGGGGAGGACGUGGUGCUGAGCUGUGAGCUGUCACAGGCAGGUGCCCCUGUGCGCUGGCUGAAAGAUGGGAAGGCCAUCCGCAAGGGGCAGAAGUAUGACCUGCUCGGCGAAGGCACACGGGCCAUGCUGGUGGUGCGUGGUGCCUCGCUCAGGGACUCUGGCGAGUAUGCAUGUGAGACAGAUGCUGCCAAGAGCAUUGCCAGGCUUCAUGUGAAGGAAAAGGCAAACCGGUUUACAGAGGAGCUGACCAACCUGCAGGCCCAGGAGCAGGGCACUGCUGUAUUCACCUGUAAGACAGAGCAGCCGGCGGCCACUGUGACGUGGCGCAGAGAUGCCAUGGAGCUGCAGGCUUCAGGGAAGCAUGUGGCUAGCCAGGAGGGCUUGACCCUGAGGCUCACUAUCAGCGCCCUGGCACCAGCUGACAGUGGCAUCUACACCUGUGACAUUGGCCAGGCUCAGUCCCAAGCCCGCCUCCAAGUGCAAGGCCAGAGUGUGUGCAUUGCUGAGGACCUGAAGGAUGCCGAGGUGCAGGAAGGUGCCUCAGCCACUUUCUGCUGCCGCCUGUCCCCUGCUGACUAUGGCCCAGUGCGCUGGUUUCUGGAUCAGAUGCCCCUGCAUGCUGAUGGGCUCCAUGAAAUUGAGGCCCAGCCAGGGGGCUACCAUGUGCUCACCCUGCGGCAGCUGCAGCUCAAGGAUACGGGCACCAUCUACUUUGAGGCGGGUGACCAGCGUUCCUCUGCUGCUCUGCGGGUCACAGAGAAGCCGAGCAUCUUCUCCAGGGCACUAUCAGAUACCACAGUCGUGGAAGGGGAAGACCUGACUCUGUGCUGCGAGACCACUGCUCCAGACAGCCCCAUGCACUGGACCAAGGAUGGGAAGAUACUGCGGCCUUCCGCCCGGUGCCAGCUGAGCUACGAUGGUGGCCGUGCCAAGCUGGUUAUCACUGAUGUCAGCCUGCAGGACGGCGGGCGGUACAAAUGCGAGGCUGGCGGAGCCUCAAGUAGCGCUAUUGUCAGGGUCCAUGCUCGGCCAGUGCGGUUCCAGGAGGCCCUGAAAGAUGUAGAGGUGCCAGAGGGUGGUGCGGCUAAACUUCGCUGUGUGCUGUCAUCUGUGGCCACGCCCGUGGAGUGGCGUCAUGGGGAGGAUGUCCUGCGGUCUGGCAGUAAGUAUGGUCUACACCAGGAGGGCACUGUGUUGGAACUGGUCAUCCGGGACCUGCAGCCCCUGGACAGUGGCUACUACUCCUGUUCCUUUGGGGACCAGAAGACCUCGGCCAUGCUCACUGUGAAGGCUCUGCCGGCCCACUUCAUAGGAACGCUGAGAAACAAGGAGGCCACAGAAGGGGCCACAGUCACACUACAGUGUGAGCUGAACAAGGAGGCCACUGUGGAGUGGAGGAAGGGAACAGACAAGCUCAGAGAUGGUGACAGAUACAGGCUGAGGCAGCAUGGUGCCGUGUGUGGGCUGCAGAUCCGGGGCCUGGCCAUGGCGGAUGCUGGGGAGUACGCCUGUGUGUGUGGGCAGGAGAGGACCUCAGCCACACUGACUGUGAAGGCCUUGCCGGCCCACUUCAUAAGAAAACUGAGAAACAAGGAGGCCAUGGAAGGAGCCACCACCAUGCUGCAGUGUGAGCUGAACAAGGAGGCCACCGUGGAGUGGAGGAAGGGGGCAGAGACACUCAGAGAUGGUGACAGAUACAGGCUGAGACAAGAUGGUGCCAUGUGUGGGCUGCAGAUCCAGGGCCUGGCCAUGGCGGACGCUGGGGAGUACACGUGUGUGUGUGGGCAGGAGAGGACCUCGGCCACGCUGACUGUGAAAGCCCUGCCCGCCAAGUUCACAGAAGGUCUCAGGAAUGAAGAGGCCCCAGAAGGUGCCACGGCCACGCUGCGGUGUGUGCUGAGCAAAGAGACCCCUGUGGAGUGGAUGAAAGGGACAGAGGCCCUCAGAGACGGGGACAGAUACAGGCUGAGGCAAGGUGGCCCUGUGUGUGAGCUGCAGAUCCGGGCCCUGGCCAUGGUGGACGCUGGGGAGUACGUGUGUAUGUGCGGGCAGGAGAGGACCUCGGCCACACUGACUGUGAAGGCCCUGCCCGCCAAGUUCACAGAAGGUCUCAGGGAUGAAGAGGCCCCAGAAGGUGCCACGGCCACGCUGCGGUGUGUGCUGAGCAAAGAGGCCCCUGUGGAGUGGAUGAAAGGGACAGAGGCCCUCAGAGACGGGGACAGAUACAGGCUGAGGCAAGGUGGCCCUGUGUGUGAGCUGCAGAUCCGGGCCCUGGCCAUGGCGGACGCUGGGGAGUACGUGUGUAUGUGCGGGCAGGAGAGGACCUCGGCCACGCUGACCCUCAGGGCCCCCCAGGUGGUAUUCCGGGAGCCGCUGCAGAGCCUCCAGGCUGAGGAGGGUUCCACAGCCAGCUUGCGAUGUGAGCUAUCGAUGCCUGACAUCCCUGUGGUCUGGAGCAAGGGUGGCCUGGAGCUGCAGGCUGACAAGCGCCGGGAGCCAAAGCUGCAGGGCCACACUGCGGAGCUGGUGCUGCGGGACCUGCACCGUGAGGACGCGGGCGAGUACAGUUGCACCUGUGGGGCCCAGGCCACCAGUGCCACACUCACAGUCACAGCUGCACCUGUGCGGUUCCUGCGUGAGCUGCAGGCCCAGGAGGUGGUGGAGGGGGACACAGUGCACCUGCGUUGUGAGCUGAGCCGGGCAGGUGCCAGUCUGGAGUGGCGCAAGGAUGCCUUGCAGCUCUUCCCUUGUGCCAAGUACCAAAUGCUGCAGGAAGGCUUAGCUGCUGAGCUUCAGGUGUGUGGGGCGGAACCAGAGGACUCGGGUGACUACACGUGUGACACAGGCCACAUGCAGAGCACAGCACAUCUCGAAGUCCGAGCUCCUAAGCCCAGGUUCCAGUCCCGGCUGGAGAGUGUGGAGCAGGAAGCAGGUGGUGUAGCCAGGCUGUGUUGCCAGCUGAGUGAGGCAGAGCCUGAGUCCCCAGUGCAGUGGCUCAAGGAGGGUGUGGAGCUGCAUUCUGGGCCCAAGUAUGAGAUGCGGCGCCAGGGGGCCAUGUGUGAACUGCUUAUCCGAGGCCUGGAGGCCAAGGACACUGGAGAGUACGCAUGUGCAGCAGGUGGCCAGAAGACCUCGGCCUCCGUCAAGGUCAAUGAGCCCGAGGUGACCAUUGUGCGGGGACUGGUGGACACUGAGGCGCAGGCUGAUGCAGAUGUGGAGUUCAGCUGCGAGGUGUCAAAGGCUGGGGCCUCGGAUGUGCAGUGGCGCCUCCAGGGGUUGCCCCUGCAGAGCAACGAAGUGACAGAGCUGACUGUCCAGGAUGGCUGCACCCACAUCCUUCAGCUGAAGGGCGUGACCCUGGAGGAUGCCGGCACUGUCUCCUUCCACGUGGGCUGCCACACAUCUUCUGCCCAGCUCACUGUGCGAGCCCCCAAGGUGACCAUUCUGGAGCCCCUGAAGAAUGUGCAGCUCAGUGAGGGCCAGGAUGCUCACUUCCAGUGCCGACUGUCUAGGGCCUUGGGCCAGGAGGCCCGCUGGACCUUGGCUGGGGUGCCCUUGCAGGCCAAUGAGAUGAAUGACAUCACUGUGGAGCAGGGCACACUCCACUCACUCACCCUGCACAAGGUGACCCCCGAGGAUGCUGGAACUGUCACUUUUCAAGUGGGCUCUUGUAGCUCAGAAGCCCAGCUAACAGUGACAGAGGCAGCACUGUGCCUGGUUCGAGGCUUGGAGAAUGUGGAUGUCUUCGCAGGGGAGGUAGCCCUGUUCUCCUGUGAGGUGUCUCGUACAGGGGGGCCACAGGCCUGCUGGUGGCUGGAUGGCACCCUGCUGCAUGACAGCCCCCAGAGUGCCAUCACUGUGUGUGAUGGGACCAUCCACUCCCUCACACUCUCAGGCCUGGGGGUGGCCGACUCGGGCACCAUUACCUUCUGCGCUGGGCCCCUGGUGUCCACAGCCAAGCUGUUGGUCAAAGAUCCCACGGUGGAGGUGGUCAGUGCCAUGCGGGACCUGGUGGUGGAGGAGGGCAGCUCAGCUGAGCUCCUCUGCCAGUACUCACGGCCUGUGAAGGCCAUGUGGAAGAUGGACGAGCGGGAGGUGUGUGCAGAUGGGCAGCGUGUCAUCAUAGAGCAGGACUGGACCGUAGCCAGGCUCAUCUUCAGGCCGGCCCUGCCCUGUGACAGUGGCAUCUAUUCUUGUGAGGCCGCGGGCACCUGUGUGGUGGCACUGCUGCAAGUGCAAGCCAAGAACAUGGUGGUCCGAGGCCUGGAGAACGUGGAUGCACCCGAGGGGGGUGAGGCACUGUUUGAGUGCCAGCUGCUGCGACCAGAGGUGGCGGCACACACGUGGCUAUUGGAUGACCAGCCGGUGCGGACAUCAGAAAAUGCUGAGGUCGUCUACUUUGAGGGUGGCCUGCGCCACCUGCUGCUGCUCAAGAACCUGCGGCCACAGGAUAGCUGCCGGGUCACUUUCCUGGCCGGGGACGUGGUCACCUCUGCCUUCCUCACUGUCAGAGGCUGGCGUCUUGAGGUCCUUGACCCCCCUCAUGAUGUGAUGGUGCAGGCUGGUGGGCAGGCCCGCUUCUCCUGCACACUCAGUGAAGUGGUACCCGUGGGUGAGGCCACCUGGUAUCUCAACGGGGCGGCAGUGCUGGCAGAUGACUCGGAUUGGAAAGUGACCUCCGAUGGCAGUCACCAUGAUCUGUUGCUACUCCGUGCCUGUCCAUCCCACACUGGCGAAAUCACUUUUGCUGCCCGUGACGCAGUGGCCUCAGCAACACUGUCUGUGCUGGGACUCCCAGACCCCCCAGAGGAUGCUGAAGUUGUGGCACGCAGCAGCCAUGCAGUAACACUGUCCUGGGCAGCUCCCAUGAGUGACGGUGGUGGUGGUCUUUGUGGCUACCGGGUGGAGAUGAAGGAGGGGUCCACGGGCCAGUGGCAGCUAUGCCACGAGCUGGUGCCAGGGCCUGAGUGUGUGGUGGACGGCUUAGCCCCUGGGGAAACCUACCGCUUCCGUGUGGCAGCUGUGGGCCCAGCCGGUGCAGGGGAGCCUGUGCAUCUGCCCCAGAUGGUCCGGCUGGAGCCUGCUGAGCCUGGGCCUGCAGAUCUCAAGCCUCACAUGCCCAUGGCCCCUGAGGCCCGGCAGGUGGCAGCUGGUGAGGAUGUCUGUCUGGAACUGGAGGUGGCUGAGGCUGGGGAGGUUGUGUGGUGCAAGGGGACUGAGCACAUCCAGCCCAGUGGACACUUUGAGAUCAUCUCUCAUGGCCAGCGACAGAUGCUGGUGAUCAGGGACUUCAAGGCUGAAGACCAGGGAGAGUACUGCUGUAGUCCUUCCCGGGGCCUGGACACCACAGUGGCCACCUUCCAGGUGGCACUGAGCCCCAGCUCUGGAGAUGAGGCCCCCAUGCAGCCCAGCCUGCCCCCAGAGGCAGCCCAGGAGGGAGACUUGCACCUGCUCUGGGAGGCACUGGCCCGGAAGCGCCGCCUGAGCCGCGAGCCCACACUGGACUCCAUCAGUGAGCUGCCCGAGGAGGACAGCCGCAUGCGGAGCCUGCAGCAGGAGGCAGAGGAGGUGGCACCUGACCUCUCUGAGGGUUACUCCACGGCAGACGAGCUAGCUCGCACUGGAGAGGCUGACCUCUCACACACCAGCUCGGAUGAUGAGUCUCGGGCAGGCACACCCUCCUUGGUGACCUACCUCAAGAAGGCUGGCAGGCCUGGGGCCCCCGUUCCAGCCAGUAUGCUUGGGCCCCUUGCUGCCCCCUCUGUGAAGCCCCAGAGACAGUCAGAGCAGCCCACCACUGUGUGUUCACCUCCGGGAGACUCUAGUGCUGAGGGUCUGGGCGACCCCCCCAUGGACAAGGCGGCUGUGAAGAUCCAGGCUGCCUUCAAGGGCUACAAGGUCCGCAAGGAGAUGAAGCAGCAGGAAGGGCCUGUUUUCUCCCACACCUUUGGGGACACGGAAGCACAGGUGGGUGAUAACCUGCGGCUGGAGUGUGUGGUGGCCAGCAAGGCAGAUAUUCAGGCCCGCUGGUUGAAGGAUGGCAUGGAGCUGACAGAUGGGCGACACCACCACAUUGACCAGCUUGGGGAUGGCACCUGCUCUCUGCUGGUCACUGGCCUGGGGCACACGGAUGCUGGCCACUACACAUGUCAGGUGAGCAGCAAGUUCGGCCAAGUGAGCCAUAGUGCCUACGUGGUAGUCAGUGGCACGGAGAGUGAGGCUGAGAGCUCCUCAGGGCCUGAGCUGGAUGAAGCCUUCCGCCGGGCCACACGGCGCCUGCACUGGCUCUUCCGCACCAAGGGCCCGGCUGAGGUUUCAGACGAGGAGCUCUUCCUCAGUGCAGACGAGGGCCCUGCAGAGCCCGAGGAGCCUGAUGGGCAGACUUACCGUGAGGAUGAACAUUUCAUCUGCAUCCGCUUUGAAGCCCUUGAAGAGGCCCGUCGGGCUGCCACCUGCUUUCAGGACAUGUUCACCAGUAUGGGCACCCAGGUGGACAUCAGCCUCAUGGAGCAGGGGCCUCGGGUGGUGGAAAUGCACAUUCGCAAGGCAGCGCCUUUCCCUGCCAUGCCCCUGGAGCCAGCGCCUGGCCUGCUGCCCUCUAAUGCUGCCCCUAUGUUCCUGACGGAGCUGCAGAACCAAGAGGUGCAGGAUGGGUACCCUGUGAGCUUUGACUGCAUGGUGAUAGGCCAGCCCUUGCCCAGUGUGCGCUGGUUCAAGGAUGGGAAGUUGCUGGAGGAGGACGACCACUACAUGAUCAAUGAGGACCAGCAGGGUGGCCACCAGCUCAUCAUAACCGCCGUGGUGCCCACAGACAUGGGUGUCUACCGUUGCCUCGCUGAGAACAGCGUAGGCGUCUCCUCUACCAAGGCUGAGCUCCGCGUAGAGUUGACCAGCACAGACUACGAUACUGCAGCCGAUGCCACAGAGACCUCGUCCUACUUCAGCGCCCAGGGAUACCUGUCCAGCCGGGAACAGGAGGGCACAGAGUCAGAUGAGGGGCAGCUGCCUCAGGUGGUAGAGGAGCUGAAGGACCUGCGGGUGGCUGUAGGCACACACCUGGCUAAGUUUCAACUCAAGGUGAAAGGCUACCCAGCCCCCAGGUUGUACUGGUUCAAGGAUGGUCAACCCCUGACCCCAUCUACCCAUGUCCGCAUGACCAAUAAGAAGAGCUUGCACACAUUGGAGAUUGUUACGAUCACCCGGGAGGACACUGGCCAGUACUCAGCCUAUAUCAGCAAUGCCAUAGGCGCUGCUUACUCAUCAGCCCGGCUGCUGGUCUGUGGGCCUGAGGAGCCAGAGGAGAAGCUGGCCUUAGAUGUUCAUGAGCAGCUGGUUCCACCUCGGAUCCUGGAGAAAUUCACCCCCAAGAAGGUGAAGCAAGGUUCCAGCAUCACGUUUUCUGUGAAGGUAGAAGGCUGCCCAGUCCCCACUGUGCAUUGGCUCCGGGAGGAAAUGGAGAGGGGUGUGCUGUGGAUCAGUCCCUGCACUCCAGGCUACACAAUGGCCAGCUCGGGACAGCAGCACAGCCUGGUCCUGCUGGAUGUGGGCCCGCAGCACCAGGGCAUCUACACCUGCAUUGUGUCCAGCGCUGCCGGCCAGGCUCUGUGCUCUGCUAGUCUGCAUGUCUCUGGCCGGCCCCGGGAGGAGGAGCCAGAGAAAGCCAAGGCAGCCCUCAUCUCCUCUUUCCUGCAGGGGACCACUCAAGCCAUCUCUGCACAGAUGUCAGAGUCUGUGGGUGUCACCAGCCCAGCCGGGCAGAGGAAAGGGGAGGCCCUGGUGCCCGAGGAAGCACGUGGCCACCUGUGCCUUGCCGAAGUGGGCACAGAGGAGUUCCUGCAGAAGCUCACCUCACAGAUCACUGAGAUGGUGUCUGCUAAGAUUACACAGGCUAAGCUUCAGGUGCCUGGAGGUGACAGUGAUGAGGAGUCCAAGACUCCAUCUGCAUCCCCCCGGCAUGGCAGGUCACGGCCCUCAUCCAGUGUGCAGGAGUCCUCCUCAGAGUCCGAGGAUGGGGACUCCCGUGGUGAGAUCUUCGACAUCUACAUGGUCACUGCCAACUACCUGCCUCUGGGGGCUGAACAAGAUGCCAUCGUGCUUCGGGAGGGGCAGUAUGUAGAGGUGCUGGAUGCUGCUCACCCACUGCGCUGGCUUGUGCGCACCAAGCCCACCAAGUCCAGCCCCUCCCGGCAGGGCUGGGUGUCACCCGCCUACCUGGACAAGAGGCUCAAGCUGUCACCGGAGUGGGGUCCCCCUGAGACCCCUGAGUUCCCUGGGGAGGCCAUGUCUGAAGAUGAGUAUAAGUCAAAGCUCAGUACUGUCAUCCGGGAGCUGCUCACUUCGGAACAGGAGUUUGUGGGCGAGUUGCACUUCCUCCAGAGCCACCAUAUGCAGCAUCUGGACCGCUGUCCCCAUGUCCCCACGGCUGUGGCCAGCCAGAAGGAGGUCAUCUUCCGCAAUGUGCAGGACAUUGGCCGCUUCCACAGCAGCUUCCUAAAGGAGCUGCAGUGCUGUGACACAGAUGAUGAUGUGGCCAUGUGCUUCAUCAAGAACCAGGAGGCCUUUGAGAAGUACCUGGAGUUCCUGGUGGGCCGGGUGCAGGCUGAAGCCGUGGUUGUCAGCACUCCAGUGCAGGAGUUCUACAAGAAGUAUGUGGAGGAAAUGCUGCCGGCCAAGGACCCCGCACAGCCCCCACCACUCCCGUUGCAGCACUACCUGGAACAGCCGGUGGAGCGUGUACAGCGCUACCAGGCAUUGCUGAAGGAGCUGAUCCGAAACAAGGCCCGCAACCGGCAGAACUGUGCGCUGCUAGAGCAAGCCUAUGCCGUGGUGUCCGCACUGCCACAGAGAGCGGAGAACAGGCUGCACGUGUCUCUCAUGGAGAACUACCCUGGCACCCUAGAAGCUCUUGGGGAGCCCAUUCGCCAGGGCCACUUCAUUGUGUGGGAGGGAGCCCCGGGAGCCCGGAUGCCCUGGAAGGGCCACAACCGCCACGUCUUCCUCUUCCGCCAUCACCUGGUAAUCUGCAAACCCCGGCGGGACUCACGCACUGACACCUUCAGCUAUGUGUUCCGCACCAUGAUGAAGCUAAGCAGCAUCGACCUGAAUGACCAGGUGGAGGGGGAUGACCGUGCCUUCGAAGUGUGGCAUGAGCGUGAGGACUCUGUACGCAAAUACCUGCUGCAGGCACGGACAGCUGUCAUCAAGAGCUCGUGGGUGAAGGAGAUCUGUGGCAUCCAGCAGCGCCUGGCCCUGCCCGUGUGGAGUGCCCCAGAGUUUAAAGAGGAGCUGGCUGACUGCACAGCUGAGCUGGGUGAGACAGUGAAGCUGGCCUGCCGUGUGGUGGGCACCCCAAAGCCUGUGGUCAGCUGGUUCAAAGAUGGGAAACCGGUGGAGGUGGAUCCUCACCACAUCCUCAUUGAAGACCCUGAUGGCUCAUGUGCCCUCAUCCUGGACACCCUCACAGGAGUGGACUCCGGCCAGUACAUGUGCUUUGCAGCCAGUGCCGCCGGCAGUGCUAGCACCCUGGGGAAGAUCCUGGUGCAAGUCCCACCGCGGUUUGUGAACAAGGUUUGGGCUGGGCCCUUUGUGGAGGGCGAGGAUGCCCAGGUCACCUGCACCAUCGAGGGUGCCCCAUACCCUCAGAUCAGAUGGUACAGGGAUGGGGCUCUGCUGAGCCCAGGCAGCAAGUAUGGGAUGCUGAGCGAGCCCCGCAGCGGGAUGCUACUGCUGGUGAUCCGGGCGGCCGGCCGUGAGGACCUGGGGCACUAUGAGUGCGAGCUGGUGAACAGGCUGGGCACAGCCCGGGGCGGUGCUGAGCUGAGCACGCAAAGUCCUGUGCUUCGGGCCCAGGACCAGCAGCACAGGGAGCCACUCAUGGCUGCUGUGGAAGAGGCUGCCUCGGAGGACUCUGCCCACCUCACCCCUGAUGGAGCCAGCCAGGAGGUGACACCUACUCUGAUGCCAGGCCUCUCUGAAGGGGCCGCCACUGUUCCUAGCUCUCCUGAGCCACCUGCAUCCCUGGGGGCUGGGCCUCAGCCUUCAGGUGUGGGAGCCUCAGGUGUAGCCGCCAACCUCCCAGAAGGCCUGGAGUGGGAGCUGGCAUCCACUGAAGGGGCUCAGGGACAGACAGUGCCCAUCCGGGUGGAGGACACAGCCCAGCUGAUGGCUGGGCCAGGGCAGCGGCUUUGGGAUGCCCACAGCCGUGUGGUCACUGAGGAGGCCGCACAGAGGACCUAUGUGCACCAGGCCACCGACAUGAGCAUUGCAAGGCCCCCAUCCAUGCAAGUUACCAUUGAGGAUGUGGAGGUCCAGGCAGGUGGCACUGCACUGUUUGAGGCUGUCAUUGAGGGCAACCCACAGCCCACAGUGACCUGGUAUAAGGACGGCUUCCAGCUGGUGGAUAGUGCCCGGCUCCAGCAGCGGCAGGAUGGAACCUUGUGUUCCCUGGUACUGAUGGACACAACCCAGGGGGAUGCUGGUGUCUACACUUGCAUAGCCCACAACACUGGUGGGCAGGUGCUCUGCAAGGCAGAGCUGCUGGUCCUUGUGGGUGACAAUAAGCCAGCCUCUGAGAAGCAGAGCUGCCGGAGAAAGCUGCAGUCCUUCUACGAGAUCCAGGAGGAGAUCGGGAGGGGUGUAUUCAGCUUUGUGAAGAGGGUGCAGCACAAGGGAAACAAGAUGUCCUGUGCCGCCAAGUUCAUCCCCCUGCGGAGCAGGACACGCACCCAGGCCUACCAGGAGCGGGACAUCCUUGCCACCAUCAGCCACCCACUGGUCACUGGGCUGCUGGACCAGUUUGAGACGCGGAAGACCCUCAUCCUCGUCCUGGAGCUGUGCUCGUCUGAGGAGCUGCUGGAUCGCCUCUUCAAGAAGAGUGUGGUGACCGAGGCUGAGGUCAAGGUCUACAUCCAGCAACUGGUGGAGGGGCUGCAGUAUCUGCACAGUCAUGGCAUCCUCCACCUGGACAUCAAGCCUUCCAACAUCCUAAUGGUGCAUCCUGCUCGUGAAGACAUUAAAAUCUGUGACUUUGGCUUUGCCCAAAAACUCACACCUUUGGAGCCGCAGUACAGCAAAUUUGGCUCCCCUGAGUUCGUGUCCCCUGAGAUCAUCCGGCAGGCACCCGUGAGCACGGCCUCCGACAUCUGGGCCGUGGGGGUCAUCUCUUACCUCAGCCUAACCUGCUCAUCCCCAUUCGCGGGUGAGAGUGACCGUGCCACUCUUCUGAAUGUGCUUGAGGGACGGGUAUCCUGGAGCAGCCCCACAGCAGCCCACCUCAGUGCAGAUGCCCAGGAUUUCAUCCAGGCCAUGCUGCAGCAGGCCCCCGAGGCCCGGCCCAGCGCUGCACGUUGCCUUACCCAUCCUUGGCUCCUGACGUCCAUGCCUGCUGAGGAGGCCCACUUCAUCAACACUAAGCAGCUCAAGUUCCUCCUAGCCCGCAGCCGCUGGCAGCGCUCCCUGAUGAGCUACAAGUCCAUCCUGGCCAUGCGGUCCAUCCCUGAACUGCUCCAUGGCCCACCUGACAGCCCAUCCCUUGGCAUGGCCCGGCACCUUCACCCGGAUGCCAGCGGCUCCUCCAGCUCCUCCGCCUCUUCAGACCUUGAGCUGGCACCCUUUGCCCGGGCCAGGUCGCUGCCACCCUCCCCUACAACCCACUCCCCACUGCUGCAGCCCCGGGGCUUUCUGCGGUCCUCAGCCAGCCUGCCUGAAGAGGCUGAGGCCAGUGUGACCCUUGAAGGAUCCCUGGAGGAACUAUGCCCACCAGGUGUGGGGCCCCCACCUCCCAGCUGUGUGCCCCGGCACAGCGUCAUCCGCAGCCUGUUUUACCAGCAGGCAGGGGAGGGCCCUGAGCAAGGGGCUGCAGCCCCAGGGGGCAGGCGGCAUGGGGCACGACGUCGGCACCUGCUGAAGGGCGGGUACAUUGCACGGGCCCUGCCCGGGCUGCGGGAACCGCUCCUGGAGUACCGUGUGCUGGAGGAGGCCGCUGCCGAGGAGGAGCAGGCCGCAGUGACCCGGGCAAUCUCCUUUGAGUCCACCCUGUGGCAGCCCAGCCUCAGUACCCGUGAGGCCCCAGGCUGCAGCCGCUCCCUAGACCAGGACCCAUCCAGCACCCAAGACCUACCUCCAGGAGCCUGCAUCGGAGGACUGUGUCCAUCCUCAGUCCUGUCUGGGCCAACUCAUGGGGCCUCUGCUGGGGAUGCUGCACACCCCAGGGGAGCUGGGCCACUUCCAUCUGCUGGUGGAGACUGGGGACACACUACACAGGAUGGGCCACCACAGGAAAGCUAUAGAGGAUGCUCCUGCCCUGCUGGUCCCCCAAAGCUGGGUGAUCCUCCCCAGAAAGACUGUGGCUUACCCUCAACACAGCUGCCCGGUGCCACGACCCCAGGCCUUACCUCUGCAAGUCCCCAGCCCAGCACCCAGGGACCCCACGACACCUCCCUACCUGGGAGACCCUGUCCUGACCUCUCCCUGUAUGGUGAAGGCUUGACCCAGCAAGCAGAGGGUCCACCAGACUCCACACCCCCUCUACAGCGGCCCCAGGAGCAGGCAACCACCCGGAAGUUCUCCUUGGGGUCCCGGCGAGGGGGCUAUGCGGGUGUAGCUGGCUAUGGAACCUUUGCCUUUGGUGGGGAUGCUGGAGGCAUGCUGGGCCAGGGUCCCCUAUGGGCCAGGAUGGCUUGGUCAGUGUCCCAGUCCUCGGAGGAACAGGAGGAGGCCAUAGCUGAGAACUCCCAGUCCCAGACUAGCUGGGGUUCCCUGAGGGCCUCCCCAGAGCUGCCCUUAUGGAAGGAGGCAGAUCAGGUCUCCUUGGUGCAGAUUCAGGACCUGUCGGGGGAUGUGGAGGCAGCUGACACCAUAUCCCUGGACAUUUCUGAGGUGGACCCUGCUUACCUCAACCUCUCUGACCUGUAUGACAUCAAGUACCUCCCAUUUGAGUUCAUGAUCUUCAGGAGGGUUCCCAAGUCCUUGGAGCUGGUGGAGCCACCAUCCCCAGAGAUGGAGACUGAGGAGGAGCUGGCCGGGUUCCCGGAGGCUACGUGGCCUUGGCCAGGCCAUCUGGGCCUGCAUGCUGGCCUUGAGAUCACCGAGGAGGGGCCUGAUGACCUGGCAGCCCUUCUGGGAGAGGCAGCCAUGGGCAGGAAGCGCAAGUGGUCGCCCUCACGGAGCCUCUUCCCGUUCCCGGGAGGCUGUCUAUCACCAGAAGAGCCCCCAGAGCAUGGGCUGCGUCAGAGGGUGAAGGAGUCCAUGGCUCAUAUCUCCCGCAUCCUGAAAGGCAGGCAGCAAGGUCAUGAGAGGGAAGAGCCCCCCAGGAAGAAAACAAACCUAGUAUCCUUCCGGCUGUCAGGCCUAAAAAGCAGGGACCACGCACCAAUCUUCCUGAGGGAGCUCACAGAUGAGGCUGUGGUCCUCGGCCAGUCAGUAACACUGGCCUGCCAGGUGUCGGCCCAGCCAGCUGCCCAAGCCACCUGGAGCAAAGAUGGGGCUACUGUGGAGAGCAGUGGACGCAUCCUCAUCUCUUCUACCCUGAAGAACUUUGAGCUACUGACCAUACUGGUGGUGAUGGCUGAGGACCUGGGCGAGUAUACCUGCAGCAUGAGCAACCUGCUGGGGACAGCGGCCAGCAGGGGUGUCCUCCGGAAGGCAGAAUGCCCCUCUACCUCCCCGCGCCCUGACAUUGGAGAGGUGUACGAAGACAAGGUGCUGCUGGUCUGGAAGCCUGUGGAGUCCUGUGGCCCUGUAACAUACAUUAUACAGUGCUGUGUGGAAGGUGGCAGCUGGACCACACUGGCCUCUGAUGUCUUCGACUGCUGCUACCUCACCAGCAAGCUGCCCCGGGGUGGUAUCUACACCUUCCGCACGGCAUGCGUCAGCAAGGCAGGCAUAGGCCCCUACAGCAACCCCUCGGAGCAGGUCGUCUUGGGAGGGCCGAGCUGCCUGGCUUCGGAGGAGAGUGGUGGGGGGAGGCUGGUCCAGCCCUUGCCCAGGACCAAGACCUUCGCCUUCCAGAUGCAGAUCCGGAGGGGACGCUUCAGUGUGGUACGACAGUGCCGAGAGAAGUCCAGUGGCCGGGCACUGGCUGCUAAGAUUGUCCCCUACCAGCCUGAGGACAAGACAGCAGUGCUCCAGGAAUAUGAGUCCCUCAAGAGACUGCGCCACCCACACCUGGCCCAGCUGCAUGCUGCUUACCUCAGCCCUCGGCACCUGGUGCUCAUCUUGGAGCUGUGCUCAGGACCGGAGCUGCUCCCCAGCCUGGCUGAGAGGGCUUCCUACUCAGAGUCCCAGGUGAAGGACUACCUGUGGCAGAUGCUGAGUGCUACCCAGUACCUGCAUGCCCAGCACAUCCUGCACCUGGACCUGCGGUCCGAGAACAUGAUGAUCACAGAGUACAACCUGCUUAAGGUUGUGGACCUAGGCAGUGCCCAGAGCCUCCACCAGGAAAAGGUGCUGCCUGCUGAGAGUUUCAAGGACUACUUGGAGACCAUGGCCCCAGAGCUCCUGGAUGGGCACGGGGCUGUUUCGCAGACGGACAUCUGGGCCAUCGGUGUGACAGCCUUCAUCAUGCUGAGCGCGGAGUACCCGGUGAGCGGCGAGGGGACCCGCGAGCUGCAAAAGGGGCUGCGCAAGGGGCUCAUCCGGCUGAGCCGCUGCUACGCCGGGCUAUCGGGCGGUGCCGUGGCCUUCCUUCGGAGCGCGCUAAACGUCCAGCCCUGGGCGCGGCCAUGCGCCUCCGGUUGCCUUCAGAGCCCCUGGCUGACGGAGGAAGGCCCGCCUGGCGCGCGGCCUGCGCCGGUGACCUUUCCCACCGCGCGGCUGCGCGCCUUCGUGCGCGAGCGCGAGAAGCGGCGAGCGCUGCUGUACCGGAAGCGUCACCUGGCGGCAGCGCGCUGACAGCCCGGCACGCCUCGGACGCGCAGCCCGAGCGUCUCUGUCGUUCCGCCUGGCUAGGACGACAUCUUUGUCACUGCCCGCAAAUAAAAGGAGGAGAGG